Molecule: messenger RNA, 689 nt
Organism: Actinia tenebrosa (Australian red waratah sea anemone)
Lineage: Eukaryota; Metazoa; Cnidaria; Anthozoa; Actiniaria; Actiniidae
Product: L-rhamnose-binding lectin ELEL-1
Molecular function (GO): carbohydrate binding
Source: RefSeq, a predicted model, not a curated record
UGAACUCUGUGAAUACUACUUAUCAGUUGCUCAUUUGAUAGAAACCACACAUAUCUAGACUACUAGAUACUGUAUACACGAGCGGUCAAAUACCGGGAAACUUGAUUUAUCUGUUGCAGACAAACCAUGAAGUCGUUCACCAUCGCCCUGCUGUUCCUGCUUGGCCUGCUUGGCCUCACUUGUGCAGCACCAAGUAAAGACAAAGCUCAAGAUGCUGGCGAAGUAGUUGCUUCAGACCAGAAUGGUUUUGCAAUUCAACGUCGUCAGUCAACGCAUACGUAUAUCUUGUGUGAAGGCCAAAAUGGAGUUCUUGGCUGUCCCGGCAACAAGCGUCUACGCAUCCUUUACGCCAACUACGGCAGAACAAGUAGGAACGUCUGCUGGCACUUGUUGUUUAUGUCCAAUACCAACUGCCACUCGAGCUAUGCCAAGAGGAAGAUUCGCGGUGCUUGUAAUGGUCAUAACUCCUGCCGUUUGUACGCUACAAACAAUUCCUUUGGUGAUCCCUGUCCGUGGACCCAUAAGUACAUCGAGGUUCAUUACAAGUGUGUUUGAAACUUGAUAAGGAAAUAUUAAACAAGUGUAAUAACUUGAAUUGAUUAAGACAUAAGCUUAAAAAACACACUCAUGUAAACUAAGAGUAAUACUCAAGUUAUGAAAUAAACAAAACAUUAUGAAUAUGAACAUAA